This is a messenger RNA of Westerdykella ornata, 925 nucleotides long. RefSeq lists its product as uncharacterized. The coding region runs from base 116 to 592 and encodes 158 amino acids. The record is from RefSeq and is a predicted model, not a curated record. The transcript has a single exon. NCBI's taxonomy places the organism in Eukaryota, Fungi, Ascomycota, Dothideomycetes, Pleosporales, Sporormiaceae.
GUCAACAGCGAGAGACAUGUUUGGGCGACCGGUUCGCAAUCUGAUAUAAGAAAAUACUGGAUGGUGCGCGUAGGCAUAAUGAUUUCUCAUUAUUCCCGGCGUGGUGCGCGGAUUAAUGGUCGCAGAUGCAGUUUUGCGGUGUACGAGGUCGUGGUGCUGGUGGUGGUGUGCAUGUGUACGGAGUCGUCUCGCACCUCCAGGGCUGCCAUUUGCGAAGUCCCAACCCUCCUAUCUCAUCCUUUCUCACACUUCUUCAAUCAAACAAAGCCGUUAUGGAUCGCUGGAAAAUCUCUACCACUGCCACAAUCGAAAGCCCAACUCCUACUCGACGCAGGACCACCAACCCACUAAUCGACCGUCCAAACCCCAACCCAUUCCCCUCGUUCCUGAGGUGUUGGAGUUAACGGCUGACGUAAAUGGCGAGUGUAUCAUAUGGAUUCGCGCACCGCAGCUGCAUUCCCAAUUUUUUGAACAAUCAGUGGGAGAGACGAGGAGUUCGCAUGAGCCAAAAGUGCUGGGAACGAAACGCCGACCCAACGAACGAACACAUGAUGGUUUCCACACUUUAUCAAAUUCAACAACGCGUUCCUGACAUUGAGGGCGAAACCUUGGAACGACUAGCGAGAUUUCGCUCUCCGCGUUGGUGCGACGAGUUUCAGACGUGGGGACGAGCGUGCAUCCCCCGGCCUGCGACGAGGGAUUAUCAACUCGGCACCGAGCUGAGGCGGCUUCAGGCUCUCGUCGAAGGUUGCUGACGGUCUUGUCAUCGGAGAGGCUAUGAUGAGACUUUGCGGUUCAUGCGCAAAUGAUGAACUGGUGAGCACUGCAGAUUGGAGGCCUUCAUCUACCUGCGCGCACUUUGUCCGUUUCUGUUGCCACAUGUAUCCUCAUCACUCCGAACUACUGUAGGUAGAUAUCCUCAAUA